This is a messenger RNA of Harpegnathos saltator (Jerdon's jumping ant), 1711 nucleotides long. It is a transcript of the gene CPR16, whose product is annotated as cuticular protein 16. Gene Ontology annotation, cellular component: chitin-based extracellular matrix. NCBI's taxonomy places the organism in Eukaryota, Metazoa, Arthropoda, Insecta, Hymenoptera, Formicidae. The record is from RefSeq and is a predicted model, not a curated record. The transcript has 4 exons. Gene Ontology annotation, molecular function: structural constituent of chitin-based larval cuticle. Bases 176 to 1210 code for a protein of 344 amino acids.
UUAGCCGACUCUCGCCGGGAUUAUCCUAGGCAUCGCGAGCGGGAGAAAAGAGGAAGAGGGAAACAGAGAGUCGCGCGCUUACGAGACAGUCGGAGCGGAUCAUCAGCGCGCGCGCGCGCUCGUCACGAACGAUCAACGGCACCUUCAGCGGCACCUGGUCCAUCCGAGGACGACCAUGAUACUCGCGAUCCUGUGCAGCCUUGUCGUCGGGCGAUCCAUCGCCUCGCCGAUCGCCGCCAAUGUCUGGCUGAGUCCGAUACCAGCCCUCUCGCCAUUGAGGCAGUACCACAUACAGGACGGGUCGGGCUCAUACAAGUAUUCCUUCACAGGACCCCACCAUGCCAAAGCGGAAUCCACCUUGAAUGGCGUAACGCAGGGUGGAUACUCCUACAUCGAUGCAAAUGGAAUUUUGCAAACGGUCUCGUACACGGCGGACGAUCAAAAUGGAUUUCGAGUGAGCGCUAGCAAUUUACCGCAGCCGCCCAAGGAUGAGUUGCAGACGAUACAGGACACGCCAGAAGUGGCCGCGGCGAAGAGGGAUCACCUCGAGGAAUUGCAGAAGUCGCAACAGGCCAAUUGGCAGGAUCAGAACCUCCUGUCGUACAAGAUCCUACCGUCGUACUUCAGCCUCGCUCAGAUCCAACCGCAGGGAAACGGCAAAGUCGAUGUAAGCUCGAACGCGCGAGACGCGGAGAGCACGAAGAAUCCGUUUCUACUGUCAAGGUCGGAGGCGGACAGGAUCGACAUUCCCAAGCCGGAUCCGAGUCUCUCCCAGAUAACGUCCGCGCCUUCGCUUCCCACCGCCGCCACCGCCAUCGGCGGCUUCUCGUUACCCACUUCGACGUCGUUGAGGGAGAACACGCUCUUCAAGGACGAGGAGCAGACGUCUAAUCAGAAUGCGCUGCACCACGGCAAAUUGGUGCCGCUCGCCAGCGCUCAGAGGCCGAUAGCUAUGCCUACACCCUAUGUGUUCUCGGUGCUGCCUUACAGAUUCCUCCAUAGCUCGCUGCAACACACCCAGGACUCGUUGGGCCAAUAUGACUAUAGCUACACCGGGGACUCCAGUGCCAAGACCGAGUCCAGGUCGUUGGAUGGCACCACCAGAGGCGCCUACAGUUACAUCGACCCCAACGGGAUUCUGCAGCAGGUGCACUACGUCGCUGACCAUAACGGAUUCCGGGUGUUGGCGACCAACCUGCCCGAGGCUUAGUGACGACCCCACCGUCUUCGCAGCGAAUGUCGCGCAGGAGACGGCUGCGAGCUUGCGUCGCUUUGGAGCCUGGUGUCGACUUGUGAGAUGCAACGAGACGAGACGUUAAUGUGCCGUAAACGCGAUCCUCUCCUCUGCAUUGAGAAUCUCUCGGAACGUCGCGCGAUUUCGAGCGGGCGCGCGGACUCUCGGAAGAUCAAAUCCAGCAUAUGUACGUUGUUGUCUCGUGAAUUUCGCGAGACGGGUUUUUUCGACUGAGGGCUCAAGAGGGCGGGAAAACGGAUCGACAUCGUGGAUCGCCCCGUGCAAGUUCGUUCGAUUGCGCUCGCAAAUGUUCGCGCAAAUGUUGCGCCGAUUAGUUUCGUCAACGGCGAUCGCGCUCGCAGCGACGAGCGAGAAUAUGCAAUAAAAAAAGAAGGCUACGUAUCCCUCAGUCUGGAGAUCUGAAUGCAAAUGCGACGUCUGUCUCUCUCUCUCUCUCUCUCUCUCUCUCUCUCUCUC